Molecule: messenger RNA, 2340 nt
Organism: Chrysochloris asiatica (Cape golden mole)
Lineage: Eukaryota; Metazoa; Chordata; Mammalia; Afrosoricida; Chrysochloridae
Gene: SELP
Product: selectin P (granule membrane protein 140kDa, antigen CD62)
Exons: 16
Coding region: 1-2340 (779 amino acids)
Biological process (GO): leukocyte tethering or rolling; response to cytokine; heterophilic cell-cell adhesion
Cellular component (GO): membrane; external side of plasma membrane
Molecular function (GO): oligosaccharide binding; sialic acid binding
Source: RefSeq, a predicted model, not a curated record
AUGAAGAUCCGCUCCAGGCAAGAAGUCUCAGCAAAGGCUACCUGCCUAAAAGCCAACUGGAACCGGAUGAUUCAGAGAGUGGUCUUCCGAGCUGCUCACGUCCUUUGCUUCAGUGCUCUGAUUUCUGAACUAAUGAACCAGGGAGAAGUGGAAGCAUGGACCUAUCAUUACAGCACAAAAGCAUACCCAUGGAAUAUUUCCCGGGCAUUCUGCCAGAAGUACUACACAGAUUUAGUGGCCAUCCAGAAUAAAAAUGAAAUCGCCCACCUCAAUGAUGUCAUACCCUACUACAACUCUUACUACUGGAUUGGCAUCCGAAAAAUAGAUAAUGUUUGGACUUGGGUGGGGACCAAAAAAACUCUCACUGAGGAUGCCGAGAACUGGGCUGACAAUGAGCCCAACAACAAGCGGAACAACCAGGACUGCGUGGAAAUCUACAUCAAGAGCUCGUCAGCCCCUGGCAAGUGGAAUGAUGAACCCUGCUGGAGAAGAAAGCGAGCGUUGUGCUAUACCGCCUCCUGCCAGGACAUGUCCUGCAGCAAGCAAGGAGAAUGCAUUGAGACCAUCGGAAACUACACCUGCACCUGCUACCCUGGAUUCUAUGGAUCAGGAUGUGAAUACGUGACGGAGUGUGGAGAACUGGAUCUACCUCAAUACGUGCUUAUGAACUGCAGCCAUCCGCUGGGAAACUUCGCCUUCAACUCACAGUGCAGCUUCCACUGCACAGAAGGGUACACACUGAAGGGACCCAGUACACUAGAAUGCUUGGCUUCUGGAAACUGGACAAAUAGACUCCCACAGUGUGUAGCCACUCAGUGUCCCCCCAUGAAGACUCCUGAACAAGGAAGCAUGACUUGUCUUCACUCUGCAAAAGACGUCCAGCAGCAGUCCAGCUGCAGCUUCCGUUGUGAUGAGGGGUUCAUGCUAGUUGGGUCAGAGGAGGUGCAGUGCACUGCCUCUGGGGUGUGGACAGCCCCAGCCCCCGUGUGUACAGCUAUUGCAUGUGACCCAAUGGAGAGUCCAGUCCAUGGAAGUAUGGAUUGCUCUGCAUCCCCAAGAGAAGUUCAUUACAACACCAGCUGUAGCUUCCAUUGUUCUGAGGGUUUCCUGCUGAGAGGAGCCAAGAUGGUUCGGUGUUCUGAGCUGGGACAGUGGACGGCGCCAGCCCCUGUCUGUCAAGCUCUGAAAUGCCAAUAUCUUCUAACUCCCAAUAAAGCCAAGGUGAACUGUUCCCACCCCUUUGGUGCCUUCAGGUAUCAGUCAGCCUGUAGCUUCACCUGUGAUGAAGGUUUGUUCCUGGUGGGUGUAAGUGUGCUGCAGUGCUUGGCUACUGGGAGUUGGAGUGCUAAGCCUCCAGAAUGCCAAGCUCUUACCUGCACACCUCUGCAAAGUCCUCAGAAUGGAAACAUGACCUGUGACCAAUCUCUUGGGGAUUCCAGCUAUAAAUCCACAUGCCAAUUCAGCUGUGAUGAAGGGUUUUCUUUAUCUGGACCAGAAAGGUUGGAAUGUACUACCUCUGGACACUGGACAGGUUCCUCUCCAACGUGUGAAGCCACCAGGUGCCCAGAGUUGUUUCCCCUAGAAUGGGGCAGCAUAGAUUGUUCUGACACUCCUGGAAAGUUCCGUGUCGGCUCCACUUGCCACUUCUCCUGCAGUAAGGGCUUUAAGCUGAAAGGAUCCAAGAGUGUGGAAUGCACAACUUCUGGGAAAUGGACAGCACCUCCACCCACCUGUAAAAGCAUAGCGUUACCUACAACUUCAGCGAUACGAUGCCCAGCCCUCAUCACCCCUGGGCAGGGGACAAUGUCAUGCUCCCAUCAUGUAGGAACUUUGGGUUUGAAUACCACUUGUUACUUUGGAUGCAAUGCUGGGUUCAAACUCACAGGAGACCGCAUUCUCCGAUGCAGUCCUUCAGGACAAUGGACAGCAGUAGCACCAACGUGCACAGCUGUUAAAUGUUCUGACCUGCACAUUAUUAAACCAUUAGAGAUGAACUGUUCCAACUACUGGGGAAAUUUCAGCUAUGGUUCUACCUGCGCCUUCAAUUGUCCAGAGGGUCAAGUACUUAAUGGCUCAGCAAGAACAGCAUGCCAAGAGAAUGGCCACUGGUCUACUACAAUGCCAAGCUGCCAAGCAGGACCAUUGACUAUCCAGGAAGCCCUGACUUACUUUGGUGGAGCCGUGGCUUCUACAACUGGUCUCUUGAUAGGUGGGACACUCCUGGCUCUGCUAAGAAGACGGUUCAGACAAAAAGAUGAUGGGAAAAGCCCCUUGAGCCCUCACAGCCACCUAGGAACUUAUGGCGUUUUCACAAAUGCUGCCUAUGACCCGAGCCCUUAA